AGUGUGUGAGAGAGAGAGAGAGAGAGAGAGUGUGUGAGAGAGAGAGAGAGUGCUGAAAGUGCUGAAUCCUCGUGCUGAAAGGUUCUAACAUCAUUGGGCUGAAAGUGAUGAUCACGUGAUCACCGGGUCUCCAGAUUGUCGUGGAAAAAAAGGUGCAAGAUCAUCAUCAGCAUCAUCAUCAUCAUCACCCCGAGCUGCGCGCGCGGAGAGAGACAGAGAGAGGGAGAGAGGCAGAGAGAGGGAAAGAAACAGAGACAGAGAGAGAGAGAGAGAGAGAGAGAGAGAUAACGGGAGAGAGAACGGGAGAGCGGGAGCACGCGCUGGGACGAGAGGCAUCACGCGCUCGCAGGACGCACGCACGAGCCCGAGGAUCUCCGCCAGCAGGUGAACACGAGACUCUGUGAUCGUUACUGAUCCCUGUGACUAGAGCAGAGCCAUGAAUUUCGUUAUGAAGGCAGCGUUGGGAGGCGGGCCUCCUGAUGUGGGGAAGAUGCUGGGAGGAGAGGAAGAUAAAGACCCCGAGGCAGAGAGAGAGAAAGAGGAGGAGAGACAGGAGGCUCUGAGGCAGCAGGAGGAGGAGAGGAAGGCCAAGUACGCCAAGAUGGAGGCUGAGAGGGAGGUGAUCCGCCAGGGCAUCCGAGACAAGUACGGGCUGAAGAAGCGUGAGGAGCCCGAGGCCGAGGCUCAGGGUGCGAUGGACGCGGCGAGUGAAGGCAGUUUGACUCGCCCGAAGAAAGCCGUGCCGUCCGGCUGCGGAGACGACGACGAAGAGGAAGAGAGCAUCAUGGACACGGUGAUGAAAUAUCUACCAGGACCACUGCAGGACAUGCUGAAGAAAUAACACACACACACACACACACACUCGUAAAAGCACCACAGCGCACAAACUCAGCUUUAGGUAAUUAAGAUUAAGAUUGUAACACGCGCUUCCGCUUUCCAACAGCAGGGGGCGCAGUUCAGGCUAAACCGCAGUAUCACCGUCCUCUUCUCACGCAGGUUCGAUGUGUAAAUAGAUUUCGGCUGUGUCCCAAACGCUAGUGUUUAACCUACUUUACUUCACCAAGAACAGAAAACGUUCACUAGCUAGCUAAUAGACCGCUAGAUAUUAGCGUCAAAGAUAAAAUCUAGCGUUUGGGACGGAGAAAGUUUCACAAUAUAAGCCAUAUUUUAUCUAUAAAGCAGAACACUGAGUCAUUAAAGACAGAAAAGUAACUUACAGAAGUGUGCAUGAAGUGUAGCCUACUUUUACUCUUUUCUACUUUAAACCGUGGACGUGUCCCAAAUCGAGAUAUAGUUACUUCAUCUAUGCAUGUGUCUGUAAUAAUGUAGGUUUGUGUGUGCUUUAAAAACAAGCUCCUAUUUUUGGUGCGAUGGUCAAAAUAAUAUAAAGAAGGCAAUAACUUAUUAUUAUUAUUAUUAUUAUUAUUAUUAUUAUUAUUAUUAUGCAUUGUUGAACACAAACAUACCAAAAAAAAACUUUUUCCUUUUUUCUCACCAUAAUAGCACAGACUUCAGGUAAUAAGAAGCUAAAUAUCAAUAAUGUGUGUAAAACUUUACGAAACUGGACAAAUUUCUUUGCACUUUGUUUUUUCCGGAAUCUUCUCAGCAAUAAUCACGCCUUCUGUUUGCUUGGCUUUGUGAAAUCGGUGAAUAAAAGAACCCGAGUGAAUACAUGAUGGUUUAACGAUGGUGUGAAAUGUGUCUGAAUAAAAGAAUGCAAUAUAAUAAUCAGUAAA
Molecule: messenger RNA, 1736 nt
Organism: Pangasianodon hypophthalmus (striped catfish)
Lineage: Eukaryota; Metazoa; Chordata; Actinopteri; Siluriformes; Pangasiidae
Gene: cplx2a
Product: complexin 2a
Exons: 4
Coding region: 437-841 (134 amino acids)
Biological process (GO): synaptic vesicle exocytosis; regulation of neurotransmitter secretion; neurotransmitter transport
Cellular component (GO): terminal bouton; SNARE complex
Molecular function (GO): syntaxin binding
Source: RefSeq, a predicted model, not a curated record